Molecule: messenger RNA, 1011 nt
Organism: Photinus pyralis (common eastern firefly)
Lineage: Eukaryota; Metazoa; Arthropoda; Insecta; Coleoptera; Lampyridae
Product: GTP-binding protein GEM-like
Exons: 3
Coding region: 26-538 (170 amino acids)
Cellular component (GO): plasma membrane
Molecular function (GO): GTP binding; calcium channel regulator activity; GTPase activity
Source: RefSeq, a predicted model, not a curated record
GCUUGGGGAGCAAUCAGUUUCCAUUAUGCUUAACGGGGAAGAAUCCGAAUUAACUUUCGCAAACGUCACAAAUCCUAUAAAGGAAAUCGAUAAAUUUCAUCCACCGGACGCGUUUAUCGUCCUGUAUUCGGUCGUCGACAAGGCCAGUUACCUAAAGGCAGAAGCCGAACUUACGAGACUUCAAGAUGCGGACCUUUUAAGGGCAAGACCGGCGAUUCUGGUGGCUAACAAGAUUGAUUUGGCUCGUAGUCGUGCUGUUUCCACUCAAGAUGGCAAAUGCCUAGCCUGCACAUACCGGGCGAAGUUCAUAGAAAUCUCCGUAGGAAUCAACCACAACGUAGACGAGCUUCUCGUAGGAAUUUUAACUCAAAUUAGAUUGAAAAGUUUUCACUACGACGAUCGCGAUCACCACCAACAGCAGUGGUACAAAAGCAGAGGUGUCGUCAGGGCGAGUAUGAAGGCGCGCCAAAUGUUCACCUGGUUAUUCGGCAAAGAAGAUUCGAAAUUCAAAAAUUGCGAAAAUUUACAUAUCCUAUAGCCUCGUUAGAUACCCCUACGUCCCUCGUGCUUAUAACUUUUCUCUUCAACCUUCGCAAAGAGAUAAUUGGACUGAACAAAUAUAAUCAAAACUGAGGCCUAUAAAAUAUUCAUCUUUCUUCUUUCUCUUGUACAAAAAUGACCAAAAUUUCUAAUAAGUAAAAGUAGCUUAUAUAGUAAAUACCGGGUACGGUAUUCUCAAAUGUUUAACAGGGAAUUAUGUCAAAAAAAGGUAGGUAAUGUUAGUAUUAGAAUUGUUAUAAUUUUGUAGUAUAUGUAAGUCACGUUUCUUUUUUUUUGUAUUUGUGUGUAUGUUUUUCAUUUGUGUCAUAAGUGUAAUUUAAACAAAGUCGACGUUUUAUGCAUGUUUAUAUGUACAAAACUGGAUCUGUUGUUUUAUAUAUAAAUAGGUAUAAUUGUUAAUAUAUAGUAUUUUAUUUGUAUUCCCCAUUUACAUCGACUUCUUCCUCUCUU